Molecule: messenger RNA, 2114 nt
Organism: Pseudomassariella vexata
Lineage: Eukaryota; Fungi; Ascomycota; Sordariomycetes; Amphisphaeriales; Pseudomassariaceae
Exons: 4
Coding region: 342-1814 (490 amino acids)
Source: RefSeq, a predicted model, not a curated record
UUUGUAGAACGCGACGAAUCAAGGUGCGUACUAGUUCCACGCCCGCCGUCCCUCGUCGCGCCGUCGAGGGCUGGGCUUUGUUGGUCUCUGUAUACUCCACACCACGGUGCGCUUUCGCACCUGGAUUCGGGUGCAUCUUUUGCACAUGUGCCAAUCGGGACCGAUCUUGUCCUGCAGACACUCCCUGCACUGCUCUUUCAUCAUCUAUCCUCCCCUUCUCAUCCUGAACGGUCGGGAUGAAUAGCUGACGCUAAGCGCAGUGCGACAAAGUCAGACCAGGAUGCACCCAAUGCUUUCGCGUUGGCAGGAGAUGCCCUGGUUACCGGGACCAACUGUCAUUGAUGUUCCGGGAUGAGAGCAGCAAGGUGAUUCAGAAGGCACACGCCUCGUGGACCUCAUCACCUUCUUCUGCCUCCUCGUCUGGCAGUAGCCGCAGUCCGCAUGACUCAUCCACGAGCACAAACCUCUCCUGGUCAAGGGCCGAAGAGACGAAGCGCAAACUACAAGUCAUCGCGGCCAAUGUACCCCCAAAGGUUCAAACCAACGUAGAAGAAAUCGGCAUCCAGUUCUUCAUGAACCGCUAUCUCAUGACCCAUCCGACUGCGCCUGAGGCUCCUGACCACAUGGCGCUGUACAGCGGUGGCACCGUGGCUAUGCGGAAUGUUAUGAUUGCUGUCGGCCUGGCGGGUUUAUCCAACACCCAAGGGAAUCACGAUCUAAAAUGGGUGGCCCGCCAAAGGUACACCGCGGCAUUAAAGCAGACGAACCAGCUUAUUGCGGCGAAACGGAUGGACCAGUCCAAAAUCAUGGUUCCCCUCUCGGCUGUUGUUAUGCUCGCCCUGUUCGAGGUGGUACAAGGGAAGGGUUCUAAACUGUCGACGGGCGAUGCCAACAUACACAUCAUUGGCGCCAUGGCUCUGUUGCGGGGUGUAUUGCCCCUUGACUCGAUGCCCGGCUUUGGUGCCCGGGCAGUUCUGCAACUCAUGUUUUCACUUUAUAUGUCGUCUCAUUUGAGCGACUCCCCUCUACCGCCGGUAUUCUUCGACGGCUUGAACAGCUGCAAAGAGCUGAUAGCCCCAGAAGAGAAAUGCUGCUGUGACAUUGCUGUUAGUAUUGCACGAUACUUGCAGAUUCACUCAGACGCCAAACGCACCCGAAGGCGAGACGGGAGCGCAGCUGCCGAUAAAAUCCUACAGUUAUUGCUUGACACGGACGCCGUUCUUGCGCGCCUAGAAGUGCAGCUGCAUACCCCCUGUCCCUACAUAAUAGUGAACGCGCCGGAUCUUCCACCGGCUGCCGUCUUCCGUGGCAAAUAUCAUAAGUACCACGACGUUUGGGGAGCGCGAAUCUGGAAUCACUUGCGCUGGGGACGCAUUCUUGUAUGCUCGGACAUCAUCAAUUUAAGCGACGAGUAUCCCCUGUCGAGCUUCCGCACCGUCACAGCGGCGCAGAGAAGCCAAUGCUUCCAAGUUACGGAGAGGAUGGCCGAAGACAUCAUCACAAGCACGCCAUCUCAUUGGCACCACCCUAUCCUUAACCAGGAGCAAUCAGAGAAGUUUGCUGCCGUCGGCAACGGCGGCUCAGGGGCUGCCGGUAUUCCAAGCUUGUUGUGGCAUCUCAAGAUCGCGGCCUGUGCGCCCGGCGUCCCCCGAGAAUCUUGGGAUUGGGUCUAUGCAAUGCUGCAGGUCGUCUGGAAGGACAUGGGUAUGCAGCAUGCCCAUGCCCUGUCCGAGAUGAUGGAGGGGCAUCGGGUGGCGGAGGAGUGCGAGGCGACUGAGCGCAUCGUCAAGGUCGAAGAAGACGAGGAGGACUGACGGGACACGGAAGUCUGACUCUUAACGAGGGGGUCAGCAGGCUCGUCGGCAGUGUUUACAGUAUACUGACUUGAUACGUGGGAAGAGCCACCUUGGUGCCCUAGAGGCUUUGGAUGGCGCCUAUCUGGACAAUGGACAAACCGAGAAGGGACGACGGAACCGACCGAGUGUCUGACUUUGGCCAUGUAUGGAUAUGAAUGUGAACUCGAAUGGAGGACGGGGUCUGUAAAUGAACCAAAUCAAAGCCGUACGUGAAUACACACAUUUAUACAACGAUGCCGAUACGCGGCCUGCCCUCGC